GUGGGGUAGAUGGCGGCGACGAGGAAGGCAACAAGGAGGCACAGUCAGUAGCUCCCAGGCAGUGUGACCGUGCGUAAUGAUGUAUAACCGGCAACUGUGCAUCCCACUUAGUUAUUAUGUCAUAGUUGACAAUCCUUUUACGUGAAAUUUUCUUCCGAUCAUAUUAAAUAUCUAAAUACUCAAGGUCAAGGAUAACGUGAGUGCAUUACCAUCCUUAGAUUAUUUCUAACAAAAAUAUAGGGUAUAAACCUGAGAGAAAGAGGUGCAAAACGAAAGAAAAAGUAAAAUACUAUCGUACGUAGGAUCUUUAAAAAGAUUAUUAUUUGGGAUUUUUGGAGUUGGUACUACUCGGUACUGAGCUAGCAUUUAUUGCUAGUAAAUACCUUAGCCUAAAGAAAGAAGAAGAAAAAGAAGAAGGAGAAGAAGAAGAAGAAGAAGAAGUGGAGGAGGAAGAAGAGCUUGGGCUGAGGUGAAUUGGUCGAACACAGUGCUGCCAGUUGCAAGCUCUGUCUCUCUUUCUCUCUCUCUCUCUCUCUCGUUCGUUCGUUCUCACUCCAUCUAUCUAUCUAUCUAUCUAUCUAUCUAUCUAUCUAUCUCUAUCUAUCUCUUUUUGAACUGAGUCGACGCCGAAAGCUCGAUGCAAAUCGACGCCGUAUAAUAAUCAGUUCGAUGAAGAUCGACGUUAGCGUCCUCGUUAAUUUUCUUCCUAUUAAUUCUAUUUCUCUUUGUGGUGUGUCUUCUACGUGUCACGGUUCGAUAACAGCCAGAUGAACGUCGCCGACCUCAUCAGCAACACCAACAGCAACAGCAGCAUCAUCAUCAGUAACGUUGGCGUGUACCUGGAAAGUUAUAGUACCAUAGGAAGUACGUCGUUCUCUGAAACGCUCCAACGCUCUGCCGGAUGUCAACGAACUCCUCGUAGAGAAGAAAAGGAAGAAGAAGAAGAACAAGAAGAAGAACAAGAAACUUUCUCGUGCAUAACAGAGAAAGAAGAGCUGGAGUUUAACGGCAAGGUUAUCAAAACGAUUCCUAUCAAUUUAUUCGAUGGAGAUGAUUGUUUUGGUUUUAACACAAAUACAACGACCGCAACAUUUUCCACUAUAUCAUCGCUACAAAGUAGCUGAUUAUUCGAUCUAAAAUCAAUGAGAUAGGUCAUUGACUUAUGCACAUGCGGCUAACCGAAUCUUCGAACGACUAACAAACGAUUGGUACAAGAAGGCUAAAUCGAUGUCCAACUGACGGAUGCGCGCGAUCCCAUUGGCGAACGAGUUUUCAGGAAAAUGUCUCAGUACUCUUCGUAGAUAACAAGAAGAACGUUUGUUUGGAAGUAAUUUAUGAUAUGAGAAGAUUUUGAAACUUUUGUAGGAUACGUCGUAAUUGUACUUUUUGAUAAGAAUACUUAAGGUUUUUUUUAAGAAAAUUUACAAGUAAAACUGUGCAAAGUUAGAUAUAAACAGGUUCGAAUAAUAGUGCCUGCUAAAGUGUUUAAAGAAUAGGAUUACAUAGUGCUAUUAUAUUUCGCAGAAAGGAGAAAAAGAAAGGAAAGAGAGCGAGAGAAAGAGAGAGAGAGGGAGAGAGAGAUUAGAGGAAAGAAAUUUUAAGUAAAAGUCUAGUAACGUUAGAAUACUGGUGAGUUUUAGUCAAAAUUUGCUGGACGAGUGGCGGGGUAAUUACCGUUCUUUGCAUGGAGUGAUGAGCGGGGCCCCUGCACGGGGCACAGUGCCCCGACGUCAAAGACGCCAUCAUCAUCAUCAUCACCACCAUCAUCAUCAUCAUCAGAAACAUCCAAAACACGCUCGGAAAGAGCCUUCCGAGGAAUUGGAAGAAAAACGACCAAAGGUCAACCCGAUAUUCCUCUGGGCGUCUCAAAGAGAACAGAGGAUAGUCGAAGUUAGAUGCGAGGAUUAUGACAAGAGAAAUCGCAUUAAAUUGACGAAGACUGCGCAAGGAUGGCGUUCAAUACCGAGAACGACAUCCAAUAUGUAUUCCACCGGUCUCGGUACGAAUCAAGAAAAAAAAAUUACACCGGCGUGCACGUCGUCGAGUUCAAACUCGAACGAAGAAAAGGAAAAUGGGAAGACCGUGACCGCAACUAGCAUUAAUAAUAAUUUAAUAAUCGAUAAAGAAAGUAUCGGUAAGAAGCGUAGAUACGAAGACUUUUUGAAAGACAAGAAAUAUUCUCAGGAUUAUUACCCAUUGGAAAAUCUUCAAAAUGGAGUACGAGUCAGUAACGGGGAAUGGAAAAGGAAUCGAAGAAGGGUCUCCUGUUCGGAGGGGGAGGAGGAAGAGGAGGAAGAUGAGGAAGAGGAUGACGACGACGAUGAUGAAGAUGAAACCGAAGACGAAGAGCAAGAUGACGGGAGAAAAAAGAGUAGGUCCUUCGGAUCUAUGAAUUUGAAGAAUACCAACGGUAAAAGCAAUCUCGAAAGAUUGCAAAAGGACAUACACUUUCAACCGAGAGUAGUCCUAGAACAUCUUCACUUAUCUCAGCUACCUGAUCAUCGGGAUGCUCUUUUACGAAGGAGUGAUAAGAUCCUGAACGGUCUUAAGGAAGUCGGUGACACAUGCAACGAUGACGAGAAGGAUAGAGUGGAAGAUAAAGAACCGAACAACGAAAGACAGAAUGAAGAUAUCGACGGUGAGGAAGACGAAGAAGAUGAGGAUAAUGAUGAAGAGGACGAAGAGGAAGAGGAGGAAGAAGAAGCAGUGGAAGAAGAGAUUAAUGAUAGGAACAAAUGUCGAGAAAAUAAAGAGGGUAUUCAAGACAUAUUAAAUAUGAUAGAUGCCACAGCCUCACCCGUUUUAGCAACCGACACGCCCAGUGCCGACUUACCUAUGCAUUCUAACAAAACUUUCGAAUUAGUUUUGAGCGAGAACGUAUAUCAAAAGAAAAUUAGCGAUAAGAAGAGCAAAGACUUGGAUCCUGCCUUACCUAGUACGGUAAUAAAAAAUAAAUCAAGGACAGACUUUAUAUCCAAUUAUCAAAAAGAAAAUGUUGAAAAUAAUGAUAAUAUUAAUGAUUGUGAUCAAUUAGAAGUACACGAGGAGAAGAUACUCGAGCGUUGCAAUUUAAAUCUCGACGAAAGAAAAAGUCAUUUAUCAAAAGAAUCAACUUUUGUUGCUUGCAAAAAUAAUAGUAGUAGUAGUAGCAGUAGUAGUAGUAGUAAUAGUAAUAAUAAUAAUAAUAGUAGUAGUAUCGAUAUCAAAUCUUGCAAAGUGGCAGAAGCUGACGGUGGUAUUAGUCGUUCCAAAUCUGAAUCGAAUUCUCUCCUUCAUAAAUGGAAAAACAACGUAGCUAUGAACGUAUCGAAAAUAAACGAGGAAGCACCUAGCGAACCCGGUGGACCAACGAAGAUAGAUUACAGUAGUAGUUCAACGAUAUUGAACGCCCUUAGAAAUACUCCAGGACUUUCAGUUUCCAUAACGAGAGCUCAUCCUCAAGAAGUAACCAAAAAUAUAAACCCACCUUCCUCCAGACCCUCAUCGAAAAGUUCCUCGUCGAGCAGAUCACCCGAUAGUCAGGCAGAAAACGUAGAAAGACUUUUGAAAGGUACCAUGAUCGAUUACUCCUCAACGAGAUCGUUCGAUGUCCGUGGUCAAGCAUUAAAUUUACCUCGAAACCUUCCAGGUUUGUCGAUCGUCAUACCGAAUUAUCGUUAUCGUAACGUAUCUAAUUCACAGUCAACGACGAGUUCGACCUCACCAAAAACCAAGGACAGAGUGGAAUCGCCAGAGAGUACUGUUAAUUUUCCAAAAACUGACUUCCCACAUGAGGAGGAGGAAGAAAGAGAUCUCGAGGACGACGAAGACGAUUGCGAUUCACAAGUUUUGGAAGAUCUUAGAAGGCAAAAAGUUGAUUCUUUAGUUUUUGAUAGCGUCGAUAGUGGUUGUUUUCAUAGAUCAAAUUCUAGGAACAAUCAGGAUGAUCGCAAUACUCCUAUAGAAAAUGUUAAGGAUCGUACAGAUGGUAGUGCAUGGAACGGUUCCGGUCGUAGUAGCGAAGCUCAAGCAAAGUGCAAGUACCAGGACGUGGAACACUUUGAUGAACAGGUCCUCGAAGAACUUAGAUCUCGCGGUACAGUGGUUUCGCCUCAACCCAGUGGUAUUCCGUGUUCGCCUGCCUCUAAAAGGCCAUCUUCGGUAUACUUGGAAAGACUGUUACCAAGCCCACCUUGUUCGGUGUCCUGUUCUGAAGAUGCUAAAAACGAUUUGACUUUAAAGGGUAUUUUAUCAUCCCCGAGUUGUCUUGAAAAUAAAGAUUACGAUAGAAACAGGGAAAGUACGUCAAAUCGAUGCGAGCCUGGAUCAAACGAAUAUACGGCUACUACUCCUCGGUCGGAUUAUUCCAAAGAUAAUGAAAGAUCCAACGUUGGUGGUACGCGUAGAACUGUACGAACUUUUCAAGAACAUUCUAACGUACAAAAUCAAGAGAUGAAGAAUUCGGGAAGACUAAUGUCGAAUAGUGAUAUUCAAAGUAGUCUCUUUAUAAGCGAUCGUAGUACAGCGAAGAAACCUAUGUCGGCCGAAUGGACGAUUAAUCGGUUAAGAAAACAAGCAGGUUAUCAUAAAAUAUUGGUAAGAUCUAGAAUGCAAUCGACGGAGUAUCAAGAGGGUUACGCGACGUCUACCAGUACGGACAAGCUUUUGGACCCGGCCAGUCAACUUAGAGAGUUGAUAGAAACAUCCGGUCAUUUAAUACCUGAUCCCCUUUUAGUACCACGUGACUAUCUUCCAGCUUUGGCCGCUGCCCCGGCUACCGAAAUUCCGAAACUUUUAGCCUCGAGGCCAGAAUUAAGAUUACCAGAAGCAUUGACGAGACCGGAUCUAUUAAGAGAUCCAGAUUUAUUAGUGAUAUCGUUGAGUCAUCUGCAACACGUGCUCGAUCACGGAGAAGGUCCUGUCUCCAGGUCACGACAAUCCCAAUCUAGGAUCGGCAACGGCGUUAACAAAGGAUCAAGUCACGCUAACAACAACGGUACCAGGAACGGUACACAAAUAAGGCCCAAGCUUAGUUGCAAGCCCAUCGGCACGCUGAUGCCGGCGCCAAUCGAUCUCUCCAGCAAUCGCCGCUCCAGCCCCUAUCCGCCAUUACUCAGGGUACGAACUGGAUUGCUCAAACAGGAACCGGAAGUCAGUUCGACGGCCAACUCGCCGGAUGAUUCGCAACUUUGGCAUCCCCUUUUUGGCAGUCAGAAGAGGCAAUUACAACAACAGCAACAAAUUCAGCAGCAACAUCAACAGCAUCAGUAUCAGCAUCAGUUUCCACAUCCACAUCAGCAUCAAAAUUCACAUCAGCAUCAAAAUCAACAACAACAGCAUCAACAUCAACAACAUCAACAUGCAUCGUGGCAUAGAACUACUUUAGCGUCCUGACCGUUACGACCAUAACCUUGACCAAUGGUCGUCUUUAACCAAUAGCAUUCAUCUUAAUGCAUAAAAGAGAUAGGAAAAUAAAAACUUUUCGCUAUGUUGCUCGACUAGGAGAAGAGAAAAAAAAAUUUUAACGAUUUUCAACUCUAACCUAAAGCGUUAGAAACGAUAGGAAAACAUUGGCGUAUAGGAACGAUUAUGUAUUUAUAAGAGUACUGAUUAUUUUAAUGCAACGUCCAAACGUAGCUAAAUCGAUCAAUAAUGAUUGAUCAACGAUCUUUGACAUUGUUAUUCUCAGCAGUUAAUUUCUUCUUAUUUUUAUUUUCUUUUCUUUUUUUUUUUCUUUCCUAUUAUUCGUUGGGACGACAGUGCAA
This is a messenger RNA of Polistes dominula (European paper wasp), 5744 nucleotides long. RefSeq lists its product as uncharacterized. Lineage: Eukaryota; Metazoa; Arthropoda; Insecta; Hymenoptera; Vespidae. The record is from RefSeq and is a predicted model, not a curated record.